Molecule: messenger RNA, 590 nt
Organism: Silurus meridionalis
Lineage: Eukaryota; Metazoa; Chordata; Actinopteri; Siluriformes; Siluridae
Product: transport and Golgi organization protein 1 homolog
Exons: 5
Coding region: 288-587 (99 amino acids)
Biological process (GO): protein secretion; endoplasmic reticulum to Golgi vesicle-mediated transport; vesicle cargo loading
Cellular component (GO): endoplasmic reticulum membrane; endoplasmic reticulum exit site
Source: RefSeq, a predicted model, not a curated record
UCACGUGACAAAAGAACGAACGAUUCGGAGUUGAGGAGUCGAGAGAUAAACGACUCGAUACUUUUCCAGAGAUUUUUCGAUGCUUUUUUUUUGCCGUCGAGGUUACUAUAGCAACGACCCAAACAGAAACGUUUAAGAUCGCGUGUGACUCUCUACACCCUUAAACACGUUGCAAGACGAAUUUACACCACGUUUAUUUCUACCGCUGCAGAAGGAAUUGAUGUGUAUUUACUCUCAAACAGAUCAUAAUCACUCACCUGGAUACAGUAUUUUAGUUAAUCUCUGCCAUGCCCGAGGACUGGCGUCCGGGUCUGACGUUUCACGUCCUUCCCUGGAAUCCUGUAGUUGUUGCAGCUGUGGUGGGAGUUCUCACCCUGCUGGUGUUCCUGUGGAGGACUGUUCUUCCUGUCAAGAGAAGGAGGUCUCUCAUGACAGAGAAACAGCUCAUCAGUGAGAAGUCGGAAGUGCUUCAAAAAGUCAGCGAACUCAACAAAACGAUCAAACAACACGAGGAAAAGCUGAGCAAUUCUGAAGAAUCCCGAAGUUCUCAGCAGGAGGAGUUUCUCAAACUCAUGGCAAGUGUCUGAAAA